UCCGCGAGUUUGCGCCACCUCGCUUGUUGCCUUUGGCCAGCGCCCGAGGGCUGCCCGGCCACUAUGGCGUGCCCGUCGUCGACGUGCCGGCCGUCGCCGGACCAGCUGAACCUGCUGCGGCACCCGCGGUCCUUCGCCUUCGGCGGCGAGAUGUGGCGGCACCAGCGCCUCGCCGCGUCGCGGCGCAAGCGCGUGGCCUUUGGCCAGCGGCUCUACAACGUCAACGAGGCCAUGGAGCAGGACGACGACGACGACGUGUCGAACGAGGCGCCGCCGCGGGGCCUCGCCGCGAGCGCGAGCGCGCCGGGCCUGCUCCAGGGCGGGCCGGGCCCCGUCGCGCGGCGCCGCGCGACGCGGGGGUCGCGCGCGAAGAAGGGCGGCGGCGGCGCGCCGGGGUCGCGCGAGCGCGGCGGCGGCGGCAGCGGCAUCGGCGCGCUCCAGUUCCGGGGCGCCUUCGAGGCGACGGACGCCGCCGGCGACUUCGACGAGAAGUUCUCCAAGCUCGCGAACACGCGGCUCCACUUCGGCGCGUCCAUCGCGCUCCAGUCUCUGGUGACGAACGACGUCGUCACCGUCAAGAACUCGAGCGACGCCAAGGUCGACGGCACGGUCGUCGCGUCGCCCUGCGCCGACAUCGAGGCGAGGGACGUGGCGCUCCUCAAGAUGAUCGAGAUGGAGGACCCGGGCUCCUACAAAGGGGUCCGGUUUGGCGACGACGUCUGGCUCCAGAUCUUCGGCGGCACGGGCGAGCCGUCGUGGAAGAACGGCUCCGUCGUCGGCGCCAAGGUCCACACGGCGACGAAGCUGCCGACCGUGCCCCUGGACCCGACGCAGGCCAAGUACCGCGUGGAGGCCGACGCGCCCGCGAGCCCCGCGAGCCACGGCUCGCCCGGCGGCUUCCCCGGCGCCGGCGGCGACCCCGGCAGCCCGACGCCCAACUCCCACGCCUCCGUCAAGCUCGGCGCGCCGACGCCCGUGCGCGCGACGCUGCCCAAGGGCAAGGACGACGCCGCGUGGUCCUUCCACGAGAUGCGCAUGCGCAACGUCGCCGCGCUCACGCUCGGCCGCUGGCGCAUCAUGCCCGCGACGGAGGAGCUCGCCAAGGCGGCGACCAAGCGCGGGGGCUACGUCUGCAACUUCGACCACGUCUACCUCGAGCAGGACUUCUUCUACAUGUGCCACGACGCGACGGCCGCGCCGCUCACGUUCCACCGGACGCCCGCCGAGGGCGAGUCGACGGCGGGCUACAAGGUCGAGCGCCGGGGCAUCUGGAAGCUCCGCGUCGCCGAGGCGUCGACGAACCUGCGGGAGAUGUCCAAGGGCGAGCAGCGGUCCGAGAUGCUCAUGGACCGCGCGCGCAAGUGCCUCGCGCUCAGCGACGCGAACCGCUACGGCCGGCGGCGCUACCGCAGCGACACGGGCGAGGUCGAGCGGCCGGGCGCCGUCGUCGACGCCGACGCCGACAGCCACAUCUCCGGGGGCAUCGGCUUCUCCACCGUGCUCCGGGAGAGCGUCUUCGACGGCGAGCGACAAGAGGAGGCGCACGCGCUCCGGCCGCACCGCGCGAAGGAGCGGCGGCCCCACGAGUACUUCCUGGACAAGUUCCCGCGCAUCGGCCCCGGCGCCGAGCCCCCGGAGCGGCCGCCGAAGGUGUCCGGCGGCGGGUCCGUGUGCUCCGCGUCGCGCGCGUCGCGGCGCGGCCGCGGCCGCGACGGCGGCGACGCGGCCGCGACGGUGGCCGCGUCCCUCAGCAGCCGCGGCGGGUCGUCGUCGCAGCGGCGGCGCCUCGGGUCCCUGAGCACGGCGUUGUCGUCCAUCACCUACGGCCCGGAGUGGCACGUGCCCAAGGCGGACCUGCUCAUCAACCGGCAGACGACGACGUCGAAGAUCCGCUUCCCGCCGCCGUCGCAGCGGAAGCGGCCCGCGGCGGCCUUCGACGCCGACGCCGCGGCGGCGGCCAAGGCGCGGGACCACGACGGCGCCACGGUCGUGUCCCAGCUGACCGCGGACACGCACGACGGUUUUCCCCGGUUCCGCGACUACGCGUCUUUGGACAACGUGUCCGAGACGCAGCAGCGCAAGAGCCGCCUCCUGGGCGCGGCGGCGUCCUGGUCCUACAGUCUGGGCGACGAGGACCGGACGGUGGCCGAGGUCGCGGCGAACGCGAACCUGUCCGCGCGGAACGCGAUCCAGACGCUGAGCUCCGUCUGGUCCGACGCGGGGUCGCACCAGGGCAGCGACGGCGGCAGCCACGGCACGCACGGGAGCUCCCUCGCGGGCCACCGCCGCCGCCACCACCACCACCGCGGCGCCGGCGCGCCGCUCAGCGACGUGUCCGCGUCCGACGACGACCACGAGUCGGGGCUCAGCGACCUCGAGGAGCCGGAGCACGCGGACAUCCCGUCGCCCCACAAGCUCGCCAUGCAGGACGACGAGGAGGAGGACACGGAGCGGCUGGCCCUCGAGGCCAUCGACGCGUGGCACAAGAAGUGGACGCACCGCCUCUCCACGGACGGCCGGUCCGGCGGGCCCGUCGUCGACCGCCUCGAGGGCGAGGACGUCUUCCUCGCCCACAACAUCGACUACCUCAAGCGGCGCCACCGCUUCAAGACCAUGUUCGCGAAAUUGCAGAUCGACUCGUCCGCGGACCAGGUCAUCUACGGGAAGAAGGCCAAGGCGAAGGACGGCGCGUCGAGGGACUUGCUCGAGGACCCGCCGGCGGACAUGGCCGUCUUCGAGGAAGAAGAGUCCCUGGGCGCCUUCAUGGGCGACGGCGCCCUGCUCAAGGAGAUGACGCUGUCGACCCUGGGGUUGCUGCGGGACUCGGUAGCGAACAACCUCAACGCGGCCGUGCAGAAGCGGACGGAGGAGGCGGAGCUCGCGCGCGUCGCCUGCGAGGCCGCCGUGCUCGUCGUCACCUUCUCGGAGAUGGUCGUCGCGCCGCGCAUGCGCUUCGUCGCCGUGCGCCUCCGGGACCACCUGUUCGGCGCCGCGAACAUGGCGCCCGACGACGCGUCCGACGUCGCGGACGAGGAUUUGGCGUCGACGGUCUCCGCCGCCGCCGCGGGGGCGCUCUCCGUCGACGCCUUGCUCAAGCACGCGAAGAAGCUCCACAGCGAGAUCAUGCUCUUCUGCACCCACGUGGCCCGCGUCUACGCGCCCAAGGACGACAAGCGGCGGAAGACGCGCCGCGGCUCCUCGACGAAGCGCAUGACGCGCCGCCAGUCCUCCGCCAAGGACGGGCCGGGCUCCGGCGCCUCGACGUCCUCCCGCACCUUCGACACGCACACCGCGUCCACCGCGACACCGGGUGGCUCGCCCGGCGCGUCGGCGUCGUCGACCUCGUCGCAGAGCGCCGCGCCGCCGUCGCCGCUCAAGGCGGCGCGGCGGCCGGCCCCGUUCUCGACGAGCUUCCUGAGCCUCGUGAGCGCGACGCUCGGCGGCCCGUCGGUGGACGAGUUCGGCGUCGGCGCGCGCGUCUGGGUGGCCCACGCCGACGGGUCCGCGACCUCCGCGACGGUGCUGGCGGCGCCGCAGCCGCGGUCCGGCCGGUGCGUCGUCCGCGAGGACGGCCGCGCGCCCGCGCAGUACCACGCGUCGCAGCUCUCCGCCGCGGCGCCGGCGCGCCGCGACGACCGCGCGGGCAUCGGGGCGCUCGCCGAGGGCGACCGGUGCCUGCUGCGGUCCGCGUCCGAGGGCGACGCGCCGCAGCCGUGCGUCGUCGUGAGCCGGCCGAACGGCCAGGGCCGGUGCGUCGUCCGCGUCGCGCGGGGCUACGCCGGCGGCGCGGACCGCGCGUGCCGGCUCGUCCACGCGGGCCAGCUCGAGCUCGUCGACGGCUCCUUCCUCGACGACGUGUCGCGCGAGCUCGCGCCCGGUUUGCUCUUCGGCGAGUGCCGCGCGUACCCGGAAGCGGCCGCGAAGGACGCGGCGGACGCGACGGAGGACUGCAAGGAGGCGCCGCCGCCGAGGUACGCGCCGGCCGACGACCCGGACUACGGCCCAUACUACCGCAUGCUCAAGGUCGGCGCGCCGCCCGCGGCGAUCGCGCAGAAGAUGGCGCGCGACGGCAGGGACGCGCGGCGCAUCGAAGCGACGGAGCCCUUCUUCGUCGAGGGCUCCGGCGGGGCCCCGGCGGCGGCCGCGGGCGCCCCGGGCGGCUCCGUCGCCGCGCUCUUCGGCGGCGGCGGCGGCGGGCUGCCGGCGCCGAAGCGCGCGCCGAAGCGGCGGCUGACCGUGAAGCAGCUGCCGCUCGACUUCCACGCGGCGGUGGGCGAGGACUCGAUCUGGGCCGACGUCCACGCGCUCAACGGCAUCGAGGUGCACCGGCCCGAGCUCGAGAAGCUCUUCGUCAAGGCCGCCGCGGACAAGAAGGACGCGCCGAAGGCGCGGAAGGCCGUCAAAAAAGUCAAGGACGGCGCGCGCGUCGUCGUGUUGAAUCCGAAGCGGUCGACGAACGUCGCCAUCGCCCUCUCGGGCUCGAAGCUCACGGCGCUGGCACCCGCGGUCGUCGCGGCGGCUUUGGAGCGCCUCGACGCGGCCGCGUUCACGCGGACGCAGCUCGACGCGCUCGACGCGGCCGCGCCGCAGGCCGACGAGGUCGCGUCGUUGGAAAAGUGCGCCGCCGGCGACGACGACUUCGGGCGCUACGCCGAGGCGGAGCGCUUCAUGUGCCGCGUGGCCCUGCCCAUGGGGGCGCGGCUCUACGCGGACCGCGUCGCCGCGCUGCGGUACCGGGGCGGCUUCGACGACCGCGCGGCGGCGCUCCGCGGCGCCGCGUCCCGACUCCGCGCGGGCUGCGCGGAGGUCACGGCGUCGCCGAGCCUGAAGAAGCUCCUGACCUACGUGCUGCGCCUCUCCUCGGAGCUCGCGGACGCGAAGCGCUUCGAGUUCGGGAGCCCCGGCGGCGCGGGCGCCGACGGCGGCGACGACCGCGCGGGCGCCGCGGGCUUCAAGAUGGCGAGCCUGCUCAAGCUCGCGGACACGAAGGCCUUCGACCGCGAGACGUCGGCCCUCGAGUACCUCGUGGGCCUCAUGAUGCGCAACGGCGACGACGACGCGCUGGCCUUUGCGGACGAGCUCCCCGGGCUGGCCGCGGCCGCGCGCGCGUCGCCGCGCCACGCGGCCCAGGAGCUCCAGAGCCUGAAAUUCGGCCUCGCCAAGGUCGACGCGCUCCGGCGGAGCGGGGACGAACCGGCGGCGGACGGCCCGGAGGCGGCGGCGGAGGCGGCGGCGGCGGGCGCGCCGGCGCCGGCGGCGCUCGCGCGGCGGCCGUCGGCGGACGACGCGGCGGCGGCCGUCGCGCACUUCCACGACAUGGCGUCGAGCGUGCUCCGGGAGCUGGCGUUGGACGUCGAGGCCGCGGCCGAGGCCUUUCUCGACACGCUCGCCUACUUCCACGAGGACGGCGGGCAGACGCCCGCGGAGUUCUUCAGCACCCUGGUCGCGUUCGCGGCGAAAUUCGCCGAGGCGAAGCAGCGCCUCGCGCUCCGCGAGCGCGUCGACCGGCGCCGCGAGCGCGCCGAGGAGUCGCGCGUGUCGCGGAGCUCGACGAUCCAGGAGAAGCUCCGGCGCCGCGCGUCCGCGCCCGCGCUCGCGCCGCCGGAGCCGGACCGGCCGCGGCCGCGGCCGCGCGCGGCGACGGCGAAGAAGCGCUGCUCGUCGGCGAACGCGCUCCACGCCGCGGCCAUCGAGGCCAUGCUCCUGAGCCGGCGCGCCGACACGCCGCCGCCCUUGCCGCCCGCGGCGCCGCUCUCGCCCAUCGCGGCGUCGGACGUCGGCUCCGACGGAGGCGCGACGCCCAAGGGCCGGAAGACCGUCGAGGCGCCCUUCUCCGAGGGCGCGGCCACGCCCUUCUCGGACUGCGCGGCGGCGCCCUUCUCCGAGGGCGCGGCCACGCCCUUCUCGGACUGCGCGGCGGCGACGCCCGUCGCCCCGGCGUCCGCGGACGCCGGCGCGACGCCCGUCGUCACGGCGUCGACGUCGAGCGGCGGCCCGGCGUCGCCGCUCGACGCGCCGGCGCCGGAGGACGUCGACACGCCGCCGCCGCCGCCGCCGCGGCUCGCGCCGCGGAGCAGCACGCACUCGGCCGUCGAGUCCGAGUUCUCCUGCGACGACGAGGACCUCGCGGAGCUCCGGGACCUGGCGCUCUACUAAGUCCGGCACGUU
Aureococcus anophagefferens is the source of this 6168-nucleotide messenger RNA. RefSeq lists its product as hypothetical. The annotation marks the transcript as partial. The transcript has 2 exons. The record is from RefSeq and is a predicted model, not a curated record. Lineage: Eukaryota; Pelagophyceae; Pelagomonadales; Pelagomonadaceae.